Didymodactylos carnosus is the source of this 1623-nucleotide messenger RNA. NCBI's taxonomy places the organism in Eukaryota, Metazoa, Rotifera, Eurotatoria, Philodinida, Philodinidae. The record is from the annotation of a GenBank genome assembly.
AUGGCAUUGAACGAUGAGGAACCACUAGUUACCUUCGAUGUGCUUCUUCGAAGUUGCGGUGAUCUAAAUCGAUUUCAAUAUAUACAUUACUUUUUUCUCAAUAUCGUAGCGAUAUCAACUGGUGUAGCUGCGUUUUUCUAUGUCUAUGGCGCUGGAGAACCUCACCAUCGUUGCAAAUUAUUGAUGUGGCCCAACGAUCAAUAUUAUUCUGUCAAUAGUUCACAUCAAUAUUUGAUCAAUAAAUGGAUCCCCAAGAAUACUGAUGGUACAUUUAUGAAAUGUUCAAUAUAUAAAUCGAAUUCAACAAACACUAGUAUACCAACAAAUGAAUUGAUGGAUUGUAGAGAAUGGGUUUAUGAUCGAUCUAUUUUCGGUUACACAUUCACAGAAGAGGCUAAUAUGGUGUGUAAAUCAAAAUCAAGAAAGAGUUUGUUGGCAGCUGUAUUACAGUUUGCUGGUAUUUUUACUGUAGUAUGUGGAAGUUUAGGAGACAAGAUUGGACGGAAAGUAUCAGCAAGUAUAACAACAGGAUUUCUAUAUAUCAUAUUAAUUAUAACACAAACAGUCAUACAAUUUGUUCCAAUGUCGAUCGAUACAAAAUUCUGGUUAUUAAUUAUCAAUCAAUUCGCAUGUGGUCUAGUUUCCGCAAUAUACAGUAUAACAUUUGUUUUAAUGCUUGAAUUGACAUCUGCAGCACAUACGACAUUUGCUGCUAAUACUGCUCUAGUUUCAUUUACAAUUGGUGAAGCUCUUGUCACACUAUUCGCCUACUUAUGUAGGAACUGGCAAUUAUUAAAAUGGGUAAAUACUAUUUUUAUUGGACUCAUGCUACCUUAUCUCUAUUUUAUGCCUGAAUCGCCGCAGUUUUUGUAUAGUAAAAAAAAUUAUUUAAAAUUAGAAAUUUUGCUAAGAAAAAUCACAAGAAUGAAUAAAAAAUUGGAAGCAGAAUGGUAUCCAUAUUAUCAAGAAUUAUUACGGUACAAUAGAAUAUCAAGACCAGUAAAUACGAAGAGUUUUGUUCAACAAACCAAAGAGAUAGUCACACAUAAACCAACAAUGUCAAAGUUACUAAUUGUAAGUUUGAUUGGUUUUACAACGUUACUUUUAUACAUAAAAAUUUCCUAUGGACUCGCAGCGAUGGGCGAUUUCUCUCCAUAUAUUGGCACAUUGAUCGGUGCAAUUGUAGAAGGGGCUGGUUAUGUAGCAGGUGGCCUGUUAGUAUUGAAGAUGGGUCGAAAACUAUCAUUCAUUGCUUUUACGACGUUAACAGGCACUUGUAUACUGAUUAUUCCGUUCAUUAUUCAUCGAUAUCAAGUACCAACGAUUCUCAUCUCUCAGUUAGGAAAAUUUGCUAUAUCAGGUUGUAUAGCUGUUUCAUGGAUAUUUGUACCAGAACUAUUUCCAACAGCCAUAAGAAGUAGUGCAAAUGGGUUUUUUAUUGCUAUGAGUCGUGCCGGAGCUAUGCUUGCACCAAUUAUUGAUUCGUUAGUUGAUGACAAUUAUGUUAAUGUGACAUUUUAUGUUUAUACGGGUUUUGCAGUAAUUAUUAUAUUGUUAUCUCUAUUUCUACCGGAAACAAAAGAUGUAUCACUCGCAGAUGCUCCAGACGAUAUAUCAAUUUAA